Molecule: messenger RNA, 3163 nt
Organism: Dioscorea cayenensis subsp. rotundata (Guinea yam)
Lineage: Eukaryota; Viridiplantae; Streptophyta; Magnoliopsida; Dioscoreales; Dioscoreaceae
Product: pentatricopeptide repeat-containing protein At3g20730
Exons: 5
Coding region: 43-1842 (599 amino acids)
Biological process (GO): RNA modification
Molecular function (GO): RNA binding; protein binding
Source: RefSeq, a predicted model, not a curated record
UUCAUAUAUGCUGACCGUAAUACAAGAUUUUGGUCACUUCACAUGAACGCAGUGUGGAAAAACUCCACAGCCUGCCUUCCAAAACUCAACAGCAUCCAUUCAAGACCAAAAGCUAUCAUCUUCACUUUAUGCAAACAUGGCAGAUUCAUGGAAGCUUUACAAUGCCUCUGCGCCAACCCCUCCACUCUAUUGGACCUUCCCACCUACUCCACCCUUCUCCAGUUCUGCAUCAACUCCAAUGCCCAUGCCCAAGGCAGAGCGCUCCAUGAUCAUCUUAUCGCCACUGGCUGCACCUCAGAUUUGUUCUUGAACACCAAGCUCAUCAUUUUCUAUGCUAAGCUUCCAGACCUCACUGCUGCCAGGAAGGUGUUUGAUACAAUGCCUCAAAGAAGUGUUGUCUCUUGGACAGCGAUGAUUUCAGGGUACUCGCAAAAUCAGUGCCCAUUGGAAUCCUUGGGAACUUUUGUUUUGAUGCAGAGAGAGGGAUUGAGAGCCAAUCAGUUCACUUAUGGGAGUGUUCUGAAGGCAUGCACAGAUAUGGGCUGUAUUAGGAGUGGUGAGCAAAUUCAUGGAUGUGUUGCAAAGAGCAGGUUUGUGGAGGAUUUAGUUGUGCAGAGUGCUCUUCUGAAUCUGCAUUUGAAGUGCGGAUCUGUUGGGGAUGCAAGGUGUUUGUUUGGGCGGAUGGAGCAGAGGGAUUUAGUUUCUUGGAACUCGGUCAUCGGUGGCCAUGUGGUUCGGGGCCUUGGAUAUGAUGCAUUUGAAUUGUUCUGGUCGAUGAUGAGAGAUGACAUGUCGCCGGAUCACUUCACCUUUGGACAUGUAUUGAGGGCAUGUGCUGGAAUUAAAAAUCUUGAGAUUGUGAGUCAAAUUCAUAGCUUCAUUAUCAAAUCAGGUUAUGGGAAUCAUUGUGUUGUUACGGGAUCACUUAUUGAUGCGUAUGCAAAGUGCAAGUGUAUGACCAAUGCAAGUCUGCUAUAUAGAUCUCUGCUUGAACAUGACCUGGUAUCUUGCACAGCUUUGAUCUCCGGAUACUCACAGGAGAAGAACUUUAGUGUUGAGGCAUUGGAGCUUUUCUAUAAGUUGAAUCAGAUAGGCAUGAGAUUUGAUGAUGUAAUCUUAUGUUCCAUGCUAAAUAUUUGCGCAAAUGGUGCCCUCUUAAGCUUGGGAAGACAAAUUCAUGCUUGUAUAUCUAAGAGCCAGUCUGAUUAUGAUGUAGUAUUGGGUAAUGCCCUUAUUGACAUGUACGCUAAGGCAGGGGAAAUUGAGAAUGCCCAUCUUGUAUUUGAUGGCAUGAGAUAUAAAAAUGUUAUUUCAUGGACUUCAUUGAUUGAUGCAUAUGGAAAACAUGGCUAUGGUGAAGUUGCUAUCUCACUUUUUGUGCAAAUGGAGGAGUGUGGGCUUAAGCCAAAUGAUGUCACCUUCCUUUCCCUUCUUUUUGCCUGUAGCCAUUCUGGCUUAACCAGCAAAGGAAUGGAUUACUUCCACUCCAUGGUCAGAAAAUAUGGAGUCCAUCCUAGAGCUGAGCAUUAUUCAUGCGUUGUUGAUCUUCUUGCACGUGGAGGUCUAAUAAAAGAAGCUUGUGAUUUUGUACACAGAAAUAAGAUUGAGCCCACCACAUCAACCUGGGGUGCGAUGCUUGGAGCAUGUAGAACUCAUGGCUAUGUUGCCUGGGGAGAAGCAUCUGCAAGUUAUCUGUUUCAUUUAGAACCUGACAGAUCAGUAAAUUAUGUUAUCCUUGCAAACAUAUAUGCCGCAGCUGGAUUGUGGGAAAAUGCAUCUAACACAAGGAAACUAUUAGAUGAAAGAUCAAUGAAAAAAGAUGCGGGCUGUAGCCUAAUUUAAUAUAUGACCACACAAUGGGACAAUCUUAUUUACAUGCUUACAUGCAGUUACUAUUAGAUGCAGGCUGUUACUAUUAGACGAAAGAUCAAUGAAGAAAGAUGCAGGCUGUAGCCUAAUUUAAUGUAUGACCACACAAUGGAAAAAUGCAUCAAACACAAGGAAACUAUUAGAUGAAAGAUCAAUGAAGAAAGAUGCAGUCUGUAGCCUAAUUUAAUAUAUGACCACACAAUAUUGGAGAAUGCAGUUAGAUAUGAUGGUUAUGUGAAAACUGCAUGAUUCUGGAUUGUUUACGUUGAAGUCAGUCGACCAAUCUUGUUUCAUGCUUCCAUUUAAGGACCAGUGAAGCAAAGAUCAUCACGUAAGCAUGUAAUCAUGUGGAAACUUCCUUGCAACUCUACAAGAUUUACCUCGGCUUACACUCCUGCCAUUUUGAACUUGAGCCUCUAGAGCAUAUGUGAUUACCUUGAAGACACUCAGAUUGCCAGUUGCUCUAAAUUAACACUCUAGACAUCUAUGUUUCCCUGCAAGGAUGCCUGCAGCUUUGAUAAGGCAUUGAUGAGGGAUGCACUUGUCACAUUUCACCAUCUUUCUGAGGGAGAAGCUAUAAUUAGUACAGUCACUACCUUAAAUAAUGCUUUUUCUUAAAUUUUGAAGGAGCUCGUUGCUGGAUACAUCUAAGAUUAAUGUGGGCAGGAGUUCAUCAACUGAAAAUUUUGAUGAUUAUGUUUACUAUAAGAUCUUCUCUUUCAAUUUACUGUCUUCUGAUCAAUUAGUAUCUUUUAGGACCUCCAGGAUCUGGGAAAACCCCAUUGCUAUUGGCUUUAGCCGGGAAGCCUGAUUCUGAUUUUAAGGCAAUGCUCGCGGAAUGGAUGAGUUUUUCCCACAGAGAACUUAUAUCAGCCAACAUGAUGUACAUUGGAGAAAUGACAGUGAGAAACAUUGGCAGUGAUGACUGCUCUUAAAUUAACAAAUGUUGACAAAAUUAUCAGAAAGUGCAAAGCAGCUAACUUAAGCCAGAGGCUGGCAUUAAUAUGAUUAUGAAGGUAGAUAAUCAAUGAUAACUAAAGAGCUGAAGCUUCAUCUACAUGCCUAUCAGAAAUUGAUUGCUAAGGCCAGGAAAGUGUGGUGACAGGCUACAUUUUGAAGGUAUAUAUUGCAGUCUUUUUUCCCAUGUACUAAUGAUAAAAUGUUAAAGUGUAGACUAUUUAUUUCAAUACUAGUGUGACAGCAUAAGACCAUAUUAAGAAGCAUUGCUUGAGUAUAGAGUAACCUGUGUUGCAAUUGAAAACAGCCUGAAUAAAAAUGAUUUGGUUAUGUAUCA